AUGCUCUCCUUGCAGAUCAUCCUCGGGAUUCAUCUUGGCUUCUACACGCUCGUGAUGACGUCCUUCCUGCUCGCGUUGCGCUUUCGGGACGCGGGGUAUCUCACCUUCCACGGCAAGCUGGGUGACGACGCAGUUCCCAAGCUGCUGUUUCCGGAUCUCAACUUGAGCAGCAAGACGCAGCGCAGCCUGCUCUUCGUGAUGAUUGUGUGUAUGCUUGCAAACUGGAUUGGCAGCCUUCAGGCGUUCAACUCCGCGGACGGCGGCUAUCGCGCCGCAAUGCGGUCUCAGUGCAUGUUGGUGCACGGCUUGCAGCCGCUUCUAAUGCUUGGGAACGGCCACUUGACACUGCGGGAAGCCGGCGCAGGACCAUGGACGGCUCUGCAUGGCACCUUCGCAGUUUUGUUUCUGACGGCGCAGGAGAAGUGA
Molecule: messenger RNA, 426 nt
Organism: Symbiodinium natans
Lineage: Eukaryota; Dinophyceae; Suessiales; Symbiodiniaceae
Source: the annotation of a GenBank genome assembly